AUGCGGUUUCCAUUUCUUGGGUAUGCUGCUUUGGUGUCUGUGGCUCUCGCCCAGUCCAGGAGCGCUCUUGUCUGGCCACGAAAUGCCACCAAACUUUCUUCGGGUGACGGCCUCACAGAGGUCGUCUUCCUCAGCAAUGAAACGCGUCCUCACAGUUCUCCUGAAGAGUCUUCCGAUCGCGCCGCUGCGUUUUAUCGUGUGCAGACUGACUGGCAGCUGCCAGAGGGAACCUGCAACGAGCAGAUCCCUUGCGCGAAUGGGGCCUGCUGUAGCAAGGCUACUAAACUGUGCGGCUACUCUCCAAAGGAGUGCGGUGCUGACUGCGUCUCCAACUGCAAUGCCAAAGCAGAAUGCGGCCAGUACGGCGCACCCGGGAAGCAAAAGUGCCCACUAGGCGUUUGCUGCUCGGAGUUUGGGUUCUGCGGCUCGACGGCUGACUUUUGCGAGAAGAAUUGCCAAAAGGACUUUGGCGGCUGCGGCAAGGUCAAGCGACCUUCCUGCGGCACCGAUUCCGGCACAGCCGAUAAGUUGUCCAUUGGCUAUUACGAGUCCUGGGCAAACACUCGCAAGUGUCAAUCCGUCUCCCCGGAAGACCUGAACCUGGGCGGGUUCACUCACCUCAACUUUGCCUUUGUAUUCUUCCAUCCCCAGACCUAUGAGAUUGUUCCGAUGGACAAGAAUGCAGGCGAUCUGCUCCACCGCUUCACAAAACUCAAGGAGAAGAAGCCUGGCUUACAGACCUGGGUCAGUGUCGGUGGGUGGUCUUUCAACGAUCCUGGCCCAUAUCAAACUGCGUUCAGCGACAUGGCAAGGACACGCGAGGGUCGCCAGAAGUUCAUUGACGGCUUGAUAACCUUCAUGGACACAUACGGAUUCGAUGGCGCUGAUCUGGACUGGGAGUAUCCGACUGCUGACGAUCGCGGUGGCCGGCCAGAUGACACGGCCAAUUUUGUUCAGCUGUCGGCCGACAUCAGCACGGCUUUUGCUGGAGUCUACGGGUACACCAUCACCCUACCAGCGUCAUACUGGUACCUGCAGCACUUUGAUCUUGCCAAACAUCAAGAGUCUGUCAACUGGUUCAACAUCAUGUCUUAUGACCUGCACGGCGUCUGGGAUGGUGCUUCCAAAGCUAUUGGGCCAAAGGUAGCGCCGCAUACCAACGUCACCGAGAUGGAACUCGGCCUUGAUCUUCUUUGGCGCGCUGGUGUCAAGCCUGAAAAGGUCGUUCUCGGACAGGGAUAUUACGGUCGCUCAUUUACUCUGUCAGACCCCUCUUGCAACAAGCCGAAUGGCGUCUGCACCUUCUCAGGUGGUGCGAAUGAAGGACCGUGCUCCGGAGCUUCUGGCGUCCUGACAUUGCAAGAGAUCAAGGAUAUCGUCAAGAAAAAGGAUCUCAAACCUGUUUAUGACAAAGAGGCGGGAGUCAAGUGGGUUACAUGGGACUCUAACCAGUGGGUGUCGUAUGAUGAUGAGGAAACGCUGCCUCACAAGAGGGACCUGGCCAACGACAGAUGUCUUGGGGGCCUCAUGGUGUGGGCCAUCGAUCAGGUCGAUCAAAAGGAGAAGAGCUUGGCAUAUCCUGAGGGCCUGAGCGAGGAAGAAAUUGAAGCGGCCGAGGCCAUGUACCAAGAUGAAGCUGCCCAGGGUGUCUGUUAUACCACAAAAUGCGACCAGAAAUGCGACACUGGCGACCACGAAGCCUCGCAGAUGAGCGGCCAGCCCGGCCAGCUAUCUACCAUGGAGCGGUGUGAGAAAGGCAAGUUCCGCCGGCUCUGCUGUCUCAAGGGAUCUACCAUGGGAACCUGUCGAUGGCGCGGGUAUCGCGGCCUCGGCCUGUCCUGCACUGGUGGCUGCGGAGAAGGUGAGACAGAGCUCACCCAGAACACCAACCACCAUUCUGAUAAGGAGGAUCAAACGUGCUCGGGCGGUACGCAGAGCUAUUGCUGCAAGGGUUUCAAGCCACCCAUCACGAAAGAGCAAGUCACGGACAAGAUCAAAGACAAGGCCAAAGACGCCGCUAUUGACAUCGCUGAGGCGGCGGCUUUGGAACUCGCGGCUACUGCAUUUUGUCGUGUUGCUAUCACUGCCUUGCUGACGCCUCUUGCCGCCAUUCCGGUUGUUGGUUGGAUCAUUCGUCUCGCGCUCCAGGCCGCCGUGCCAGCACUCUCCAAGCUGUGCGCAAAGGGAAUCGCCAAGGCCGGCAAGUCGGUCUUCAAGUUCCGAGGCAAAGAGUACGAUGUCAAGCUCGACAAGCCGCUCAAGCCAAAGAACGAGCGCAAGCCUUCGGAGAAGCCUGAGAAGCGGCCGUCUCGCACGCAAGAAUGCAAAAACGGCGGUAAAAAUCGACUCAAAGCGAGGGCCCUCGCGACAAAGACAACGACAACGACAACCUUCCUCCAACCUACACAAGUCGUCGUAACCAAGACUUGCGGCGGCAAUACCGCGGCGCAGGCGUGCUUGCAUUACAGCUCCGUGAUGAGUCGCAACCCAGCACUCAGCAGCAUGACUUGCAUUGAGAGGCGGGGAGUCCAAGAGGGCGGGCUGCGGGCGGUAAAGGUGCAAUACUCCAAGGAUCACCACACGGACUGGAUAAAGGGCUGGCUCCAGCUGCCGGACCUUUUGUGCGAGCGUGACGAAUUUCCACCGGCGGCUAUCUGGCAGGCUCGCGACAAGUCUAUCUGGAUUCGAUAUUUGCCGCAGACUGAGAACGGAUCCGCAGGGCAGCUUUUCAAGAAUGUGUGCCCGGACAAGAUCUCACUGAGCAGAGUCGGAAUCAAUAACGGCCGGGUCGUCAGGCAGGGCUGCCGUGACUGGCUCAUCCGUACGGAAACGGUCCAGGCCAUCGACACGAUCUUCGUGCUGAAGUUUGCUCGCAUGCCGGCUCUCGCGGACGCUGGACUGACGGAGAACCCUUGCUGGCCAUCCACGCUGGUCGACGAUCCCGGCUUUGCGCUCAACCUCAACGAUGCCUGGUAUCAAGAGGCCCCAAACAGGGGGAGGCGGGUCCACAAGAAGUUUUACCCGAACCCCCCUGGACCCGAUUAUACCCAGGACAAGGUCAACAAACCAGGUUGGGGAAAACGCGACCUGACGGGUCUUGACCCUGGUGAUAUAUACGUAGACGAGGGUAACUCGUCUCGCCGGGCGUCGGAGGAGGAGCUGCUGGAAGAUUUUGGCUUCAUGAAGUGCUCGGGAGAUUGCUCUAGUGAGAUGGCCGACCUUGGAUUUGCUUCCCUUCCCAUUCUGCAGAGCUCGCCUACGCCCACGCCAAAGGGAGUCACCGCGGAAACGACGCCGGCUUCCGCAGACGCAGCUGCGUCGACGACCCUCGCUAAGGUGAUGAGGGUCGUAGCAUCGACCGCGACCGCGGCUGCAGAGGCCAUGAUUACUGGCGUGGCUGAUUUGGCUUCCCUUGAGGAGGGCAUAGAUGAGCGGGAGACGAAUCUGGUUCUGUGGUAG
This is a messenger RNA of Cordyceps fumosorosea ARSEF 2679, 3459 nucleotides long. RefSeq names its product glycoside hydrolase family 18 protein. The coding region runs from base 1 to 3459 and encodes 1152 amino acids. The transcript has 6 exons. NCBI's taxonomy places the organism in Eukaryota, Fungi, Ascomycota, Sordariomycetes, Hypocreales, Cordycipitaceae. The record is from RefSeq and is a predicted model, not a curated record. Gene Ontology annotation, molecular function: chitin binding. Gene Ontology annotation, biological process: carbohydrate metabolic process.